Prorocentrum cordatum is the source of this 351-nucleotide messenger RNA. NCBI's taxonomy places the organism in Eukaryota, Dinophyceae, Prorocentrales, Prorocentraceae. The record is from the annotation of a GenBank genome assembly.
AUGAACAACUCCAGCACCACCACCACCACCACACCCCCACAGUACCAUUUCGGGCGUGGAUCUUGGUCGGAUGUGGCCUCCUGGCUUAGGGGGGGGGUCGAUCUACAUGAAGAUCUGCGCCUACACUUUGCCUGUGCAGGCAGGGUGGUAGACAAUUCCCGUCUCCCGAUGCACCUUUCGAGCAGAACCUCCACGACGCUUCCCAAUGCGACCAGCAGCAGCUCGUGGAUGCUCUUGGCCAUGGCUGGAACUAGUCGCCGAGACACGCAGCUCGAGCUCACUGGCGAUGGGUUCAAGAUCGAAGGAGGAGCAGGAGUGGGAGGGGGAAGAGAAGGAUGGUCAGAGGGAUGA